Molecule: messenger RNA, 1935 nt
Organism: Eleginops maclovinus (Patagonian blennie)
Lineage: Eukaryota; Metazoa; Chordata; Actinopteri; Perciformes; Eleginopidae
Product: potassium voltage-gated channel subfamily C member 1-like
Exons: 6
Coding region: 16-1935 (639 amino acids)
Biological process (GO): protein homooligomerization; potassium ion transmembrane transport
Cellular component (GO): presynaptic membrane; neuronal cell body membrane; axon terminus
Molecular function (GO): delayed rectifier potassium channel activity; protein binding
Source: RefSeq, a predicted model, not a curated record
UGCUCCAGCGCAGCCAUGACUUGCUCGGCGUCAGAUAGCGAGAAGAUCGUGAUCAACUGCGGCGGGAUCCGACACGAGACCUACCGGAGCACCCUGAAGACGCUGCCGGGCACGCGCCUCUCCUGGCUCACGGAACCCGACGCGUACAGCAACUUCGACUACGACCCCAAGUCUGACGAGUUCUUUUUCGACCGCCACCCGGCCACCUUCGCCUUCAUACUCAACUACUACCGCACCGGGAAGCUCCACUGCCCCAACGAUGUCUGCGGGCCGCUCUUCGAGGAGGAGCUGGCCUUCUGGGGCAUCGACGAGACGGACGUGGAGGCGUGCUGCUGGAUGAACUACCGGCAGCAUCGCGAUGCAGAGGAAGCCCUGGACAGCUUCGAGCAGCCCGAGCCGGACGCGCCCGAGGAUGACCCGGCGCUCACCGGCGGGGCGGACGGAGACCUGAAGCGGCUGUGCAUGCAGGAGGACGGCCGCAGGGCCACCAGGUGGGCGGUGGUGCGGCCCUUCAUGUGGGCGCUGUUCGAGGACCCCUACUCCUCCAAAUACGCACGGUAUGUGGCGUUUGGCUCGCUCUUCUUCAUCCUCCUCUCCAUCUCCACCUUCUGCCUGGAGACCCACGAAGCCUUCAACACCAUCUACAACAAAACAGAGAACGUCACCGUUGGCAACGUGACGCACGAGGAGAUAGUGUAUGAGGUAGUCACAGAUGGCUGGCUGACAUACGUGGAGGGCGUAUGCGUCAUAUGGUUCACCAUUGAAGUGAUGGCGCGAGUCGUCUUCUGCCCUGACAAGGCGGAGUUCUUCCGCAGCGCCCUCAACAUCAUUGACUUUGUGGCUAUCGUGCCCUUUUAUCUGGAGGUGGCACUGAGCGGCCUCUCUUCCAAAACAGCCAAAGACGUGCUGAGCUUCCUGCGCGUGGUGCGCUUUGUCCGUAUCCUGCGUAUCUUCAAGCUGACCCGCCACUUUGUUGGUUUGCGGGUUCUGGGCCAUACUCUGCGGGCGAGCACCAACGAGUUCCUGCUGCUAAUUAUCUUCUUGGCGCUGGGCGUCCUCAUCUUUGCAACCAUGAUCUACUAUGCCGAAAGAAUUGGUGCAGAUCCAGACGAUCCGACGGCUGCGGCCCACACCAACUUCAAGAACAUCCCCAUCGGGUUCUGGUGGGCUGUGGUGACCAUGACCACGCUGGGCUACGGGGACAUGUACCCUGAGACAUGGUCUGGAAUGCUGGUGGGAGCCCUCUGCGCCUUGGCUGGUGUGCUGACCAUUGCCAUGCCUGUGCCUGUCAUCGUCAACAACUUCGGCAUGUACUACUCCCUGGCCAUGGCCAAGCAGAAGCUCCCCAAGAAGAGGAACAAGCACAUCCCUCGAGCGCCCCAGCCUGGCAGCCCCAACUACUGCAAGCCAGACGCACUGGCCAUGGCAACCGCCUCGCCGCACAGGCUGAUGGGCAAUGUGCUCGGGCCGGGCAUGGUAGGAUCUGGCAGCAUGAUGGGUACUGGAGACUGCCCAUUGGCCCAGGAAGAGAUCAUUGAGAUCAACAGGGCAGAUUCCAAGCAGAAUGGCGAUGCGGCGGCUAAUGCAGCGCUGGCCAACGAAGACUGCCCCACUAUCGACCAGGUCCUCGGGGACGAGCGGAGCCCGGCCACGGGGGGCCUAGGCUCCACCACCAGCCGCGAGCGCUACCCGCACGACCGGGCCUGCUUCCUGCUGAGCGCUGGGGAGUUCCAGCGCACGACGGACGGGAACGUUCGCAAAGGUUGUGACAGGUCAUGCGUUUCCACGGGUUAUGAGAAGUCUCGCAGCCUCAAUAAUAUCUCCGGGAUGACGGGCGCCCCACUGCGCCUCACCCCCAUCACCAACUCCACCUUUGAGCCUUUUGAGCCGCCUGGCCUCAGGCGAUGCCACUCCCCCAUCCCCUCCAUCUUGUAG